CGAACGAAGUGCAGGUACAGGAUAAAGGCAGGUGGAAGAGAAAAGAUACUUUAUCGCGAAAAGAAAUUUUAAGGAUAACACGUUCCCUGAGCAUUUGGCUAAGUCGAGCUUAAUAGUUAUAACAGCGGUGGCUUCCAAACGGAGCGAAGUAGAGAAUCCUGAGUUGGUUACAUGUACAUACGAUAACAAUUAAGGCGAGGCUACAAAACGGAACUGAAGUCAAAGGCGACAAAGAGAAAUGCCUGCCAACUCAACAUCAUAUGGAAACCAAACGAGUGGUCAUGACAUCUUCUGUGCGAUUCGGCAAUAUGGAUUGCAACAAAAGACAUUCAUCAUUGCAUUAAUUGUUAUCAUUUCCAUGACUGCUUUCAUAGGUAACGUUUUAAUAAUUGUUGCGCUAAAAAGGGUAUAUUCCCUUCAUCCACCGUCAAAAAUUCUCUUCCGCUGCCUUGCAAGUACUGAUCUUGGUGUUGGCCUUCUCGCAGGGCCGCUUUUCAUUAGCUUUUUAAUGUCUCAAGAGCACACUGGAACUUGCAAAAGUCUCAAAACCAUUUUUUAUUGUACCGCUGCAUUACUCGGGGUAUUAUCGAUGUUAACAUUGACAGCAAUAAGUGCGGACAGACUUCUAGCUCUGUUAUUGAGGCUGCGAUACCGACAGGAAGUGACUACGAGACGAGUACGGGUUGCAGUGGUCUUCUUCUGGCUUCUUAGCUCUGUUAUUGCAACAACGGUUAUUUACAACUCGUUCGUGACCAAUAUCAGCAUUUUUAUAACUGAUCUUCUCUGUGUGGCCUUCUCGACGUUUUGUUACGUAAAAAUAUACUUCAACCUUCGCCAACAUCAAAUGCAGAUACACAUGCCAGAGCAAGGUCCGCAGGGCAAACCCUUCAACAUUGCGCGAUACAAAAAGACAGUGACGAUGUUAGUGUGGGUACAAAUAACACUGAUAGCUUGUUAUGUACCACAUGCAAUAGUCCAAGCUGUAUAUGCUUUCAGAGAAUUAGCUUCGCCAUUUUUCGACCUAAUCUGGGAUGUGACCUUAGCAAUGGUUUUCUUUAACUCUGCAGUAAAUCCUUUCCUUUACUGUUGGAAAGUCAGUGAAGUAAGACAAGCGGUGAAAGGAACAAUCGCAGUGUUAUUUUGCUGAGCUAGGUAAAGAACGUUCUGAUAGAUAGUGGAAUCGAGGAUCUUCGAACAAAAAGGACAAAUAUUCAAUUAAUUGAAAAGUAAACUUGUUUUACCAUCUCGAUCUCCUUAGAUCUCUCCUCUAAUGAUCUGGUUUUUUUUAUGUAUUUUCUUUCUUUUAUGCAUUUGUUCACAUAAAACACUAUUUUAAAGGGGAAUUGAAAAGUAUUCUAUAGAGUUAUUUUAUCUAUCUUCUCGGUUGCUUCAAUGAUGUCGAAAACCAGUCUUAAGCUAAUAAAAAUCAU
Stylophora pistillata is the source of this 1430-nucleotide messenger RNA. RefSeq names its product melanocortin receptor 4-like. Gene Ontology annotation, molecular function: G protein-coupled receptor activity. Gene Ontology annotation, biological process: G protein-coupled receptor signaling pathway. NCBI's taxonomy places the organism in Eukaryota, Metazoa, Cnidaria, Anthozoa, Scleractinia, Pocilloporidae. Gene Ontology annotation, cellular component: membrane. The record is from RefSeq and is a predicted model, not a curated record.